This is a messenger RNA of Necator americanus (New World hookworm), 1035 nucleotides long. RefSeq lists its product as uncharacterized. The record is from RefSeq and is a predicted model, not a curated record. Bases 1 to 1035 code for a protein of 344 amino acids. Lineage: Eukaryota; Metazoa; Nematoda; Chromadorea; Rhabditida; Ancylostomatidae. The transcript is spliced from 5 exons.
AUGAAUACCGUUUCUAACUACAUGGUAGGAGCCUAUACUAUCACAGCAUAUACGAUCUUAGCAGGAGUUCUUAUUGUACGAGGAAACAUUAGGUUGAGGAAUAAUGCAGAACUACGGAUGAUGAUACAGAUUGCUGUAAUGUCAACAAUCGGGAUCUUCUACUUUUUCUUUUGGCAGUUCCAUUAUUCUCUGGGUCUCAAUCCUGUUACCGGUACAAUCAUCUACGAAAAUCUUACAUUGCUCUACUACGACGCUGUUGUUCUCCCUUAUUUGCUACUGAACCGCUCUUUCCGAAAACGAUUCGUUGCGAUGUUCCACAGGAAUAGUACUGUUUGCUCGACAAAAUCAAUGGUCCACAAAGAUGUGUUCUUCCUUGCGAUGCACCCACAUGUUUUGUCGAAGUCGGCCAACAUUCGUUCCGUUUGGUUGAUGCUAGAUCUCAUCAGAACAAUGUCAUCAGCAAAGCCGAGAUGGCGUAGUUGCCGACCAUCUACCGUCACUCCCACGUCAUCCCUCUCCAACUUUCUCAUUGCGUUGUCGAGAGUAGUCUUGAAUAUUUUAGCAAAACACAGUAAUAGAAAAGAGUCUCCUGAUUCCGGAGGAAAGCCUGGUACGGUAGCGCCAGGUAGGACGGGGUUGCGGAGUCAUGUAGACUACCAAAACGGAAAAGGACUAGGAUGGCGACUGACUUAUAACGCACGUACGCUUGCAUCGGAAGCGGCCAUCGAAGAUCUGAUGAUGCAAGCCAAGAAGAUCAAGUACGACGCCAUCGGACUGACCGAGACGAGACGACGUCACCCUCUCAACGCCGUAUAUGAAACUGGAGAAGAACUGUUCUUAGGAACAUGCGACAGUAGAGGUGUUGGUGGAGUUGGCGUCCUCGUCAACACGAGUAUGGCAAAGAACAUCGACUCUUUUGAACAACUUACGACCCGAAUCGGACGUCUGCGGAUGAGAAGAUGUGGCCCAAUACCAGCUUUGACUAUUUUGUUUCGUCACAUAGCUCGAGAAGAGUCGAGCUUUUUAUGGACCUAG